Molecule: messenger RNA, 1488 nt
Organism: Penicillium subrubescens
Lineage: Eukaryota; Fungi; Ascomycota; Eurotiomycetes; Eurotiales; Aspergillaceae
Product: hydroxyacid-oxoacid transhydrogenase
Exons: 2
Coding region: 1-1488 (495 amino acids)
Cellular component (GO): mitochondrion
Molecular function (GO): metal ion binding; alcohol dehydrogenase (NAD+) activity
Source: RefSeq, a predicted model, not a curated record
AUGACGGCUCCAGCAGUUCGAGUGGCCCGUACGGCCGCUACCCGUGCCCGCAGCCUGUUGGCGACAGUGCAAUACUCACACCCGCCCAACUGUCCCUGCCACUCCAAUCCCAAUCACCACCAUCACCAUAAGACCCCCUCGCUGAUGAACCAUGCCCGUCGACACCUGGCGACGCCCAAGGAUCCUUCGCGCGAGAAGGAGUAUGCUUUUGAAAUGGCGGCGUCGAGCAUCCGAUUUGGUCCUGGUUCCACCAAAGAGGUCGGCAUGGACUUUAAGAACAUGGGAGCCAAGCGCGUGUGCAUUGUGACCGAUUCUACCGUCGCAAAGCUGAAUGCCAUGAAGCAGGCUGUCGAAGCAUUGACUCGCGAGGGCAUCGAGUUUACUAUCUAUGAUAAGGUUCGCGUGGAGCCGAAGGAUAGUUCUGUUAAGGAGGCUAUUGCAUUUGCUAAACCGUAUAACCCGGAUGCUUUCCUUGCCGUUGGUGGUGGCUCCGUGAUCGACACUGCUAAAUUGAUGAAUCUAUACACCGUCUACCCAGAAGCCGAUUUCCUCGACUUCGUGAACGCCCCCCUAGGCAAGGGUCUCCCCGUCGCAAAGCCCCUCCGCCCGCUCGUCGCUGUACCAACAACAGCAGGCACUGGCUCUGAAACCACCGGAACCGCCAUCUUCGACCUGGUCUCUAAAAAGGCUAAAACAGGUAUUGCCCACCGCAACCUCAAGCCUACACUUGGUAUCUGUGACCCGCUCAACACGCGUACCAUGCCAUCUGCCGUACACGCCUCCUCGGGUCUAGACGUGCUCUGCCACUCCCUCGAGUCCUGGACUGCAAUCCCUUACAACGAGCGCACUCCCCGCCCGACAAACCCUAUCAACCGACCCGCCUAUCAAGGCGCAAACCCUAUCUCCGAUAUCUUCUCCCUGCAAGCACUCCGGAGCACAAUUCAAUAUCUACCCCGCGCGGUGCGCGAUCCAGAUGACCACGAAGCUCAGUCAAACAUGCUUCUCGCCGCUACACUAGCUGGUGUGGGCUUUGGUAACGCAGGCGUUCAUCUGUGCCACGGUAUGAGUUACCCUAUCUCUAGCCAGAACCCAGGCUAUAAGCACGCCGGCUAUGAUGUCGACCACCCAAUUAUCCCGCACGGUGUAUCAGUAGCCGUGACCGCGCCGGCUGUCUUCCGCUUCACGGCCGCGUCAAACCCGGAACGCCACUUGGCGGCCGCAGAGGCAUUCGGAGUUGAUAUUUCGAACGUCAAGCGUGAGAGCGCCGGAGAAGUACUUGGUGAAGCGAUUGCAAAUUUCCUAGUCAAGUUGGGAGAUCAGCCGCGCGGAUUGAAGGAUUUAGGCUUUAAGGCUGCUGACGUGGAGGGAUUGGUUGAGGGAACGAUCCCGCAGAAGAGAGUUUUGAUGCUUGCGCCGAGUUUGAGUGAGGAGUUGGAGGCGGAGAAGGGCGAAUUGAGGAAACUGUUGGAGGAGUCCUUGGAGUAUUAA